AUGUCUUCUCGUCCUGAGCUUAAGGUUGAUGAUGAGCUUGGAUUCAUUAAGUUUUUCACAAAUUUACCUCAGAGAGAUGGAGAAACUAUUAGAGUCUUUGAUAGAGGGGACUUCUACACGGCUCAUGGAGAUGAUGCGACGUUCAUUGCCCGCACUGUCUACAAAACUACUUCAGUCCUACGUGAUCUAGGCAGUAAUUCUACAAAAAUCCCCUCAGUAACGAUGACCGUAACAGUAUACAAAAACUUUCUACGAGAAGCACUUUAUCGAAUGGGAAAGAGGGUGGAAAUAUUCACAACCUCUGGAAGAAAUAAUUGGAAGGUCACAAAGACAGCAUCGCCGGGAAACUUACAAGAUGUAGAGGAAGAAUUGGGAGGAUCAUUUGAUGCCGCACCAAUCAUCCUCGCUGUCAAGGUUUCCGCCAAAGCAUCAGAAGCAAGAAAUAUUGGUGUUUGUUUUGCAGAUGCAAGUGUUCGAGAAUUGGGAGUCAGCGAAUUUCUCGACAACGAUUUAUACUCAAACUUCGAAUCGCUACUGAUUCAGCUGGGAGUUAAAGAAUGUCUAAUUCAAGUAGACAGAUCGACAAAAGAUGUAGAGCUACAAAAACUUAAACAAAUUAUCGAAAACUGCGGUUGUGCUUGGACGGAACGAGCAGGAGGAACCUUUGGGACCAAAGAUAUCGAACAAGAUCUUGCAAGACUUUUGAAGGAUGAGAAGUCUACGGGAGUUCUUCCACAAACGGAUCUGAAACUUGCUAUGGGUUCAGCGGCAGCUCUUAUCAAUUAUUUGGGUGUGCUACAUGAUAAUUCGAAUUUCGGACAAUACCAACUCUAUCAGCAUGACCUUUCCCAAUUUAUGAAACUGGAUGCUUCUGCGCUCAAAGCUCUAAAUCUUAUGCCUGGACCGAGGGACGGAUCGAAAACCAUGUCUCUUUAUGGUCUACUCAAUCAUUGCAAAACACCAGUCGGAAGUAGACUUUUGGCACAAUGGUUAAAGCAACCUUUGAUGAGUUUAGAGGAAAUUGAGAAACGACAACAAUUGGUAGAGGCUUUUGUUGAAGAUCAAGAAUUGAAACAAACCAUACAAGAAACUCAUAUGCGGUCGAUACCCGAUUUAUAUCGCUUAGCCAAACGAUUUCAGAAAAAGUUGGCGAACCUAGAAGAUGUCGUUCGAGCAUAUCAAGUCGUCAUAAGAAUACCGGACUUCAUUAAAACUCUUGAGGACGUUAUGGAUGAGAAGUAUCGUGAUGCUCUUGAUGAAGCAUAUACAGAUAAGCUUCGUGGAUGCAACGCUAGUCUGGGAAAUUUAGCAGAAAUGGUAGAGACUACAGUUGACCUCGAUGCUAUGGACAACCACGAAUAUAUCAUCAAGCCUGAAUUCGAUGACAGCCUUAAUAUCAUUAGGCGAAAGUUGGACAAAUUGAAGUACGAAAUGGAUCAAGAAUUCCGUGUAGUAGCCAAAGAUCUCGGCCAGGAAAUGGAAAAGAAAAUCUUCUUGGAAAACAACAAAGUUCAUGGUUGGUGCAUGAGACUCACACGGACGGAAGCCUCCUGUAUUCGAAACAAGAGCAAAUACCAAGAAUGUCAGACACAAAAGAAUGGUGUCUAUUUUACCACCUCGAAACUCCUCUCUAUACGCCGCGAAUUUGACCAGCUCUCAGAAAAUUACAAUCGCACCCAAUCUAGUCUUGUGAACGAAGUUGUAGCUACAGCUGCAUCCUAUUGUCCAGUCAUUGAACAACUCGCCUCUGUUCUUGCCCAUCUCGACGUUAUCGUUUCGCUAGCCCAUACUUCUGCGCAUGCCCCUACAUCUUACGUUCGUCCAAAGAUGCAUCCUCGUGGAACUGGUUCUACGAUUCUUAAAGAAGCUCGCCAUCCUUGUAUGGAAAUGCAAGAUGAUGUUCAAUUCAUUACUAAUGACGUCUCGCUUAUUCGUGAUGAGUCCUCAUUCCUUAUAAUUACAGGUCCUAACAUGGGUGGCAAGAGUACUUAUAUACGACAAAUCGGCGUCAUAGCACUGAUGGCUCAAAUCGGUUGCUUCGUCCCUUGCUCAGAAGCAGAACUAACAAUCUUCGAUUGCAUAUUAGCGAGAGUAGGAGCAUCAGAUUCACAACUCAAAGGCGUCUCAACAUUCAUGGCAGAGAUGUUAGAAACGGCUAAUAUACUCAAAUCAGCAACUUCAGAAUCUCUUAUCAUCAUUGAUGAAUUGGGUAGAGGUACUAGUACAUAUGAUGGAUUUGGCUUAGCGUGGGCCAUCUCCGAAUAUAUCGUUAGGGAAAUUGGAGCAUUCAGUAUGUUUGCUACGCAUUUCCAUGAAUUGACAGCGCUGGCGGAUACUUUCCCUCAAGUCAGAAAUUUACAUGUGGUCGCGCAUAUUGAUACAGAACCUUCGUCACAAGAAAGGAAGCGAGAGGUCACGUUACUAUACAAAGUUGAAGAGGGAAUCUGCGAUCAAAGUUUCGGUAUUCAUGUAGCAGAACUAGUCAAAUUCCCAGAAAAAGUAAUAGGCAUGGCGAGGAGAAAGGCAGAGGAAUUAGAAGAUUUCGGAACGAGUGGAAAGGCUGACAAUGGAGAUCCAAGUAGUCAAGAAUAUGGAAAGGAAGAUGUGGAGGAGGGAAGUAGAUUGUUGAAGGAUAUAUUGAAGAACUGGAAGGCGGAAAUUGACGGGAAGGAUAUGGCAAAGGAGGACAAAAUUGCGGUCUUGAGGAGGUUGGUGGGAGGCGAUGAGAAAUUGAGGGCGAAUCCGUUCUUUAAGAGUAUUGAAUGUUUAUAA
Messenger RNA from Botrytis fragariae, 2772 nucleotides. Its product is annotated as putative dna mismatch repair protein. Gene Ontology annotation, molecular function: ATP binding; mismatched DNA binding; ATP-dependent DNA damage sensor activity. Gene Ontology annotation, biological process: mitotic recombination; mismatch repair. The record is from RefSeq and is a predicted model, not a curated record. NCBI's taxonomy places the organism in Eukaryota, Fungi, Ascomycota, Leotiomycetes, Helotiales, Sclerotiniaceae. The transcript has 4 exons. Gene Ontology annotation, cellular component: nucleus; MutSalpha complex. The coding region runs from base 1 to 2772 and encodes 923 amino acids.